UUAAACAGUUUUAUAUCUUUUUGUCUAUGUUUGGAAAAUCUUAUAAAAUCUUUUUAACCACUUGCCGCCCAGCCACCGCAUAUAAACGGCGGCAGGGCGGCACUCGUAGGCAAAAGCACGUUUUAAAACGGCUGCCUUCAAAACAGGUAGGAGGCGCGCGCGCCCGCUCUACCUGUCCCUUGGGUGUCAGCAGCGGGUGUCAGCCGCCGGGUCACGGCCGGUUUUUACCGGCCGUUUUCCCGCAAUUGCCGGUGAGCGCUGACACAGAGCAGGGCUGCAUUGUUUACACACAGCCCUGUUCUGUGUCAGUUCUCUGACAGCUUGUGAGAAGCUGCAGAGUUUCUCUCC
Staurois parvus is the source of this 348-nucleotide messenger RNA. The record is from the annotation of a GenBank genome assembly. NCBI's taxonomy places the organism in Eukaryota, Metazoa, Chordata, Amphibia, Anura, Ranidae.